This is a messenger RNA of Vitis riparia (riverbank grape), 507 nucleotides long. RefSeq names its product transcription factor MYB44-like. NCBI's taxonomy places the organism in Eukaryota, Viridiplantae, Streptophyta, Magnoliopsida, Vitales, Vitaceae. The record is from RefSeq and is a predicted model, not a curated record. The transcript has a single exon. The coding region runs from base 1 to 507 and encodes 168 amino acids.
AUGGCAGCAACGGGGCUUUGCUUAAGCCCUGGCAAUCCUACUAGAUCUGAUGUAAGCGACACUGGCUUUCCCGUAGUUUCUUCUCCAAAUCUGUAUCGACCUAUGGCAAGAAUUGGAGCAGUCCAAGUGCCUCCUCAGCAGUUUGAGCCAUCCUCGAAGAAAGACGAUCCUCCAACAGCGCUCACCCUCUCCCUCCCAAGAACUGAGACCUACAAGAACGAGUACGAAUCUCCACCUCUCGACUCUGCUCCUCGCCACAACAAGGUGGCGUCUCCAAAUAAUCAACCAGCUCUGACCUUCGCUAUGUCGGAGAAUCUUGAGCCGAUGAUCUUCGGUACAAACUUUUUCCUUAUGGUACAAGACAUGAUCAAGAUUGAAGUGAGGAACUACAUGUUAGGACUUGAAAUCAACGGGAUAUGCUCGCAGAGUGAGGGAAAUAUCAUAAAUGCUGCCAUUAAUCGCAUUGGAGAAGGGUUCAUAUUUGUCUUAAAACCAAAUUUUUGUUGA